UUGACAUGAUGAUUCAUAACAGUAGCAAAAUUACAGUUAUGAAGUAGCAAUCAAAAUAAUGUUAUGGUUGGGGGUCUCCACAACAUGAGGAACUGUACUAAGGGGUCGCGGCAUUAGGAAGGUUGAGAAACACUGACCUACAACAAACCAGUUCUCUAAAGGCUUGGUCUCAAAGCCACAUUUUCACUCUCUUUCAGAAGAUCAGGAAGGAGGGGGCUGAUCUAAUAUCCCUGGGGUGGGAGUUUCACAACCAAGGAGCCACCACUGAGAAUACCCUAUCUCUUGGCCCAACCAAUCCUGCAUGGCGGUGGUUGGACUAGAUGGCCCAUGUGGUCUUUUCCAACUCUAUGAUUCUAUGAAACGCUGUGUGCAGCCUCGCCUUGGUAUUUAUGGCCCUAAAGCGAAACCAAAGCAAUAAAGAGGGACGAGUCCCAUCGAUCCAAGUGACGUCCUCCCUGCAGAAAUAUGUAUCUUAUCUCCCACUUGGCUGCCGUUUUGCAACUCGGGCAUCCAGUCACCAGCUGGUUUUAUGGCCUAGACUUUGCCCUUUUGCUUUGGCUCCAUUGCAUUCCUUUGGCGCUUUAAAGGCUGGAAGGACAGGCUUUCAAUCAGGUGCUCUUCCGGUGCUUCUCUCUUUUCAUCUUCACCAAAACUUUCCAAAAGUCUGGAAUGCGGUCCUGCGGCUGGACCUUGCCGGCCAUGACCUUGGUCCAUUUUGCUGGCUUUGUCUUUGGCGAGGGGUCCAGCAGAGCCUACUAUUUGGGGAUCCAUGAAGUGGAGUGGAACUACGCGCCGCUCGGGAAGAAUGGCGUCACCGGGCAAAGCAUUGCAGACGACGACGCAGCCUCCCUGUUCCUUCAGCCCUCAAGGGACAGAAUCGGCAGCGUCUACAGGAAAUCCAUCUAUCGGCAGUAUUCAGACGCCACUUACACAUCCGAGGUGCCCAAGCCACCCUGGCUGGGCUUCCUUGGCCCCAUCAUCCGGGCCGAAGUCGGGGACACCAUCUCCGUCCAUCUGAAAAACUUUGCCAAACGACCGUUCUCCAUCCACCCGCACGGUGUCUUCUACAAGAAGGACUCGGAAGGGUCCCUGUACCCAGAUGUGUCUUCAUGGGACCUCAAGGCAGACGAUGCCGUGCCACCGGGAGGGAGCUACACCUACAUCUGGACCGUCCCCGAGGACCACGGGCCCACCGCCCACGACCCCUCCUGCCUGACCUGGAUCUAUCACUCCCAUGUCAAUGCUCCCCGAGACAUUGCCUCCGGGCUAAUCGGGCCGCUUCUUAUCUGCAGGGAAGGGACCCUGAAGAGCCGCUCCCAAAGGCGCCACGAUGCCGACCUCGACUUCUUCCUGAUGUUCAGUGUGGUCGACGAGAACGAAAGCUGGCAUUUGCAUGAGAACAUUGCCUCCUUCUGUGGAGAACCAGACUCAGUGGAUGAGGAGGACGAGGCCUUCAAAGAGAGCAACAGGAUGCAUGCUAUCAACGGUUUUGUCUUUGGGAGCCUCCCGGAGCUGUCCAUGUGUGCCGGAGACCACGUCUCGUGGCACCUCUUUGGGAUGGGCAGCGAGAGGGACGUCCACACCGCCUUCUUCCAUGGACAGACCCUGCUGCUUCGAGGCCACAGGACCGACGUGGUCAGCCUCUUCCCGGCCACCUUUGUAGCGGCAGAAAUGACCCCCCGCAACACAGGGAAGUGGCUGCUGAGCUGCGAGGUCCAAGACCACUUGCAAGCCGGGAUGGAAGCCCUCUACGAAGUCAAGAACUGCUCCUAUCAAAAGGCAGAGCCGCCAUUGGAAGGAAAGCUUCGGAAAUAUUACAUUGCGGCCAAGGAGGUGCAGUGGAACUACGCACCUUCGGGAUUAGACCAAAGCACCGGGAAAAGCCUCCAGGAGCCAAACAGCUUCUCUGAGCGUUACUUCAAGCCGAGUUCCUCUCGGAGCAAAGGAACAUAUUGGAAAGCCAAGUACAUUGAAUAUACAGAUGAAACAUUCCGAAAGGAAAAGGAGCGAAAGCAAGACGAGAGGCACCUUGGGAUACUUGGACCAGUGAUCAAGGCGGAAGUGGGAGACACUAUCCAGGUGACCUUUGCCAACAAGGCUUCUUGGCCCUUCAGCAUCCAGCCCCACGGAGUGUUUUACGGAAAGGAAUGGGAAGGCACUCCAUAUGAUGACGGAUUGUCCCAUAAAGGCACUGAGGUGAGGCCCAUGAGGAACUUCACCUAUCGGUGGACGGUGCCACAACACGUAGGACCCACUCACACAGACCCCUCUUGCCUUACCUGGAUGUACUCCUCUGCGGCGGACCCCACCAGAGACACCAACUCCGGUUUGGUGGGGCCCUUGCUGGUCUGCAGACCGGGGACUCUUGAUGAAAGGAACCAUCAGAAAGGCAUUGAUAAGGAAUUGUAUCUCUUAUUUGGGGUGUUUGAUGAAAACCUCAGCUGGUAUCGGGAUGCGAAUCUGAAAACUCUGAAUCAUUUCUCAAUGCAUGAGGAUGAAGUCUUCAAGGAGUCCAACAGGAUGCAUGCCAUAAAUGGGUUUGUGUACAGCAACCUGCCCCUCCUUGAGGUUUGCAAAGGAGAGACCAUUUCCUUGCAUCUUUUGGGCUUCGGAGGAGAAGCGGGCAUCCAUGGCAUUGCCUUCCAGGGAAACACAAUCCUGAUGAAUGGGAUGCGACGAGACACCACCAGCCUCUUUCCUCACACUUUUGCCACUGCCCUCAUGCAACCGGAUGAAGAAGGGACUUUUGAGGUAUACUGUCAGACUAGCAACCACUAUCAGUCUGGGAUGAAGGGUCGUUACUCUGUCUGCAAAUGUGGGAAGGAGAUGCCUUUUGGUGACCAAGUUUAUGAGAAAGUGAGGACCUUCUACAUCAUGGCGGAAGAGGUGGAGUGGGACUAUGCUCCAGACCGCAGCUGGGAGCUGGAGAGACACAACAGAUCUGCAGGAGAAAGGUACGGCGAGGUGUUUCUGAGCCACGGAAAUGGUCUGCUGGGCUCCAAAUACAAGAAAGCCGUUUACAGAGAAUACACCGAUGGGACAUUUCAGACCCAGAAGGAGAGGCGCAAUGGAGAGGAACACCUUGGGAUUCUGGGUCCUUUCCUUUGGGCCGAAGUGGGAGACGUCCUCAACAUCGUGUUCCGGAAUAACGCAACCCGGCCAUACUCCAUCCAUGCCCAUGGCCUUUUGGAAAAGACCGGUGCGGACCCGGAAGCUGCAAAGCCAGGUGAAAUUGUAACAUACCAGUGGGAUGUCCCUGCAAGAUCUGGUCCAGGACCAAACGAUUCCGCCUGUGUCUCUUGGAUUUACUACUCCAGAGUGGACCCUGUGAAGGACCUGUUCAGUGGCCUCAUUGGGCCCCUGAAGGUCUGCCGUAAAGGGACCCUGGACUCGGAUGGGAGAAGGAGAGGAGUCAGCAAGGAGUUUGCCCUCCUCUUCUUGGUCUUCGAUGAAAACCAGUCCUGGUACCUGGAGGAGAACAUGAAGAAUUAUGGCCAAGGAGAGCAGAACCGUUCCCGAGCGGACGAAGAGGAAUUUGCAGAAAGCAACAAAAUGCAUGCCAUCAAUGGGAAGCUGUAUGCAAACUUGCCUGGACUAACCAUGUACGCUGGCGACUGGGUGAACUGGUACCUGCUGGGAAUGGGCCAGGAGAUCGACGUGCACACUGUCCAUUUCCAUGCGGAGACCUUCCUUUACCGGAAUGGCCAGAUUCACAGGGCGGAUGUGGUGGACCUCUUCCCGGGGACUUUGGAAAUGGUGGAGAUGCUGGCCAGCAAUCCUGGGACGUGGCUCCUCCAUUGCCAUGUGGCUGACCACAUCCAUGCUGGCAUGGAGACCUUGUUCACUGUCUUGCCCAGGCCAGACCCCAGGCGCUUGAAUGUCAGUUCCGUGGCAGCGAGGCCUCCUGAAGAUGGAGAUGACCCUGACCACGUCGUGUUGUUUGGCUCCAAACUGGCACAUGGGAAGGUCGAGGCCACCAUUAUCCUUUUGGCGGUGGCCGGAAUAGCCCUCUUCCUCAUUGCCGUUGUCCUCCUGGGCAUCAUCAUCCACCGCGAAAGGCAAAGGAGGCUACGACGCAACCGGAGGUCCAUCCUGGACGAGGGAUUCAAGCUGGUGGCUGCAAAAACCCCUGAGAUCUGAGUCUUCAGCCCAGAAGAGUUGCCUCAAACACACAUUUUGCAGUCAGAACAAUCACGUUUGUGCAAGAAACUGUUGGCGCAGGGUUAAAGUAAACACACAUGCUAGGUAGAUACAUGAAUCAAUCUUCUCACGUUACCCUCCAGCUGUGUAUGAGACUGAAUACCUCUCAAGGGAAGCAGGUAGCAUUCGAUCCAAAACAUCACAGAGUCCUUAUCACAGUUAGCAGAGAUUUAUAGUCCAACCUCUGACGUUGCUUUCCGGUAGGCUGUUAGGAA
Molecule: messenger RNA, 4415 nt
Organism: Anolis sagrei ordinatus
Lineage: Eukaryota; Metazoa; Chordata; Lepidosauria; Squamata; Anolidae
Gene: HEPH
Product: hephaestin
Cellular component (GO): plasma membrane
Molecular function (GO): signaling receptor activity; copper ion binding; oxidoreductase activity
Source: RefSeq, a predicted model, not a curated record